This is a messenger RNA of Ambispora gerdemannii, 654 nucleotides long. The record is from the annotation of a GenBank genome assembly. NCBI's taxonomy places the organism in Eukaryota, Fungi, Glomeromycota, Glomeromycetes, Archaeosporales, Ambisporaceae.
AUGUCGACUCUCAAUCCUUCGUCCUCGCUUUCUCAAGCAAUAAUAAUUCCUGGAAAUGGCUUUUCAGAACCAGAGACAGCAACAUGGUAUCCUUAUGUAGCUUCGCAACUUGGUAAAGCAACUUCACGGGAAACUGGCAGUAAAUUAUUCCCGGAUGGAGUAAUAUUAAGACAAUUCCCUGACUGGGAACUUGCUCGAGAGUCUGUGUGGCUUCCUUUUUUAGAAAAAGAUUUGAAAGCUUGUAGUGAUACUGUCUUGAUCGGCCAUUCGAGUGGUGCUGCUGCUGCAUUGAGAUAUUUGGAAACGCAUCGUGUAUUGGGGGUAGUUCUUGUUUCCGCGUAUCACACAGAUCUGGGAGAUCCGUAUGAGAAAGAAGCUGGAUACUUUAAUCGUCCAUGGAAUUGGUCACGUAUUUCCCAAAACGCUAAUUGGAUUAUACAGUUUGCUAGCACUGAUGACCAUUUGGUGCCGAUUGAAGAGCAAAGAUAUGUGCAUACAAUGAUUGGCUCUGAAUAUCAUGAGUUUAAAGAUUGGGGUCAUUUUAAUUAUCAGAUGAAAUUCCAGGAAUUAGUUGAUGCUGUUGUUGGAUUCAUGGAUGGUGCAAUCGACAAAAAAGCUAUAACGGCGCGUGGAAAGAAUCCCGGGACUUGUUGA